GGGACGAAGCGAGGGGGCGCGGGGACCGGGCCCGGACCCGGGGAGCUUGUUCGUGGCCAAAACCGAGCAGAGGGCAAAGUGUUGGAGACAGUUGGUGUAUUUGAGGUGCCAAAACAGAAUGGAAAAUAUGAGACUGGGCAGCUUUUUCUUCAUAGUGUUUUUGGCUACCGAGGUGUUGUCCUGUUUCCCUGGCAGGCCAGACUAUAUGACCGGGAUGUGGCUUCUGCAGCUUCAGAAAAAGCAGAGAAUCCCGCUGGCCAUGGCUCUAAGGAGGUGAAAGGCAAAACUCACACUUACUAUCAGGUGCUGAUUGAUGCCCGAGACUGUCCACAUAUAUCUCAGAGAUCUCAGACAGAAGCUGUGACCUUCUUGGCUAACCAUGAUGACAGCCGGGCCCUCUAUGCCAUUCCAGGCCUGGAUUAUGUGAGCCAUGAAGACAUCCUCCCCUACACCUCCACUGAUCAGGUUCCCAUCCAACAUGAGCUCUUUGAAAGAUUUCUUCUGUAUGACCAGACGAAAGCACCCCCUUUUGUGGCUCGGGAAACACUACGGGCCUGGCAAGAGAAGAAUCACCCCUGGCUAGAGCUAUCCGAUGUCCACCGGGAGACAACUGAGAACAUCCGUGUCACUGUCAUCCCUUUCUACAUGGGCAUGAGGGAAGCCCAGAACUCCCAUGUCUACUGGUGGCGCUAUUGUAUUCGCUUGGAGAACCUGGACAGUGAUGUGGUACAGCUCCGGGAGCGGCACUGGAGGAUAUUUAGUCUCUCAGGCACCUUGGAGACAGUUCGAGGCCGAGGGGUGGUGGGCAGGGAACCAGUGUUAUCCAAGGAGCAGCCCGCAUUCCAGUACAGCAGCCAUGUCUCCCUGCAGGCCUCUAGUGGGCACAUGUGGGGCACGUUCCGCUUCGAGCGACCUGAUGGCUCCCAUUUUGAUGUCCGAAUACCGCCUUUCUCUCUGGAAAGUAAUAAAGAUGAGAAGACACCACCCUCAGGCCUUCACUGGUAGGCCAGUUGAGACCUUGAGUGCCUAAGCUUGGCUCUUCAGAUCAGCUGUAAACCCACAAUUGCUGCAAAACUCUCCCCCCUCAUCAUGGCCCAGAUGGGUUUCUUCAUCCGUUGCACAUUUGAUUGUGGGGCUCUAUUUUUUGGGGGGGCGUAGGAACCUUUUUUUCAGAAGGCCCAUAUAUAGGACUCCUCUAAGGCUGGCUGGCUUUCUCAUAAGCUCUGCCUAUACUGUGUUCCUGUAAACCUUUCCAUCAAGGAACUAACUGUUCAGCUGCCACAGGCCUGGAGGUGUUUGUUUCCCGACUUGUCAUGCGUUGUCUGCAACAUGAAGUUUGGUCAAUAAACCAGUGCACACUUGGCCACCCUCGCCAUUUCUGCUCUCAGGGUCUCAGGGUCCCUUUCGGAUCCAGUGGGGCCCUUCUUUGCUUUCCAGGCAAGGUCACCUCCAGGGAGCUGCCUUCUCUACUAGGGCCUGUGUCUUUCCCCUUUGAUCCUAGAGGCUGGCUGGACAUCUGCGGGCACCAUGCCUCCUGCCAGUGAGAAGGUGCUGGACUGAACGACUCUGCCUUUGCAGCGUGCAGAGAAAGUGGUCAUUGUCAGGGCUCGAGUGGCCUGGCCCUACCUCUGACCAACCACCAGCAUCUCUGGCCUUGUUGACCUGGGAGAAGAGAUGAGUCAGCUGGGUUUCUUGGCUCACUGGGUUUGCCUGCUGUGCACAUCCACACCACAAGUGCAGGGAUUUGGCUAAGGAGCAGUUUAAAGUAUGGACAGGGACCAAGCCAAGCUACUUUAAGAGCUUCUCUCAGAUCUCCAAGAGCCAGAGACAAAUGGGCUGUAUUUUGUCCACUUCUUAGGAUUCCUUUUCUCCCUCUAUUGCAGUGAUUGUUAGAGGUAGUUUUAUUCUCGAAUUAAUAUUAAAAUCUCAGUUCCAACUCGUGUUUUCCUUAAUCCUCCACUAGGGGGAGCUUCAGUUACAGGGAGACCCAAGUUUUGACCUAGCUAGAACAGGAAGUCAGGUGGUAACAAAUACAAGAACUGAGCCCACAGCUGUAAAAUGGCCAAGCUCCGUGUACCAUUGUACAAGUUUUAUUAGAAAUUAGUGUUUAUUUCCAUCACUGAGGCUGAACAACAAAGGAUUGCAGUUAUGUGAUAAAGGAAAAAUUCUCACGUCAGUAUCUGUGCCGUCCUUCAGACAGACCACGGCCACACACCAAAUCCAACAAAAACAAGUACUGGUCUGUUGUUAACAGCAAGCUUCCAGUUUUCUCAGAAACCAACAGGAAAGUUUGACCUUAAUCCAUUCUUUUGUUUGUCUCCCUUGCUUGGCCAGAGUUCAAAAAUUCACACUGCUAACAGCUCCUUUCUGAAUGGGGCCAGGAAAUUCCCCAAACCGUUAAGCCACAAAGUCUACUUAAAGAAGCUUAGAUUGAAAAAAAUAAAAAAUAAAAAGCUUAGAUCAUGUCAGUGAAUUCAGUGUUAGUGUUUUCCUUUAGAUCAAAGAGAUAAUAGUCAAAGAGAAAUGCCCAGCCCCAGACUACUGUGCUUUCUCAGGUCCCAAACUAGGUAUCACUGAGAUGGCUGAGGACCUGAGUGUCAAAGCACUAAUUAGCAGGUAAGGGGGAUGUAGAAGUCAAAGGACAAGCAUGAAAAUACCUUAGUAGGGAGCUGGGAAUUUAUUAAAGGGCUUUAUGUGGACUGCUGAGAAAAUAGGGAGGUGGCCCUCAGGCAGAGGGAUUCCAGUCUGUAGGAAAGCCACAAAGCCAAAGCCUGAAUCUGACC
This is a messenger RNA of Fukomys damarensis (Damara mole-rat), 2783 nucleotides long. RefSeq names its product DNA polymerase delta interacting protein 2 (gene Poldip2). Gene Ontology annotation, cellular component: mitochondrial nucleoid; nucleus. Gene Ontology annotation, biological process: error-free translesion synthesis. The transcript has 11 exons. Gene Ontology annotation, molecular function: DNA binding. Lineage: Eukaryota; Metazoa; Chordata; Mammalia; Rodentia; Bathyergidae. The annotation marks the transcript as partial. The record is from RefSeq and is a predicted model, not a curated record.